AUGUCACCAAAAACUACAAUUCGAUUUUCCGAUACCACAUCGGCACUGGUGUGGAUUUCUCAGAAUGGUUCUCAGCUCCAAAACAUUUCUGACUAUCUUAGAGAUGAUCCAGAAAUUGUCAAGGCAGCUCUAUUGAAUCAUCUCAAUGCUUUUCAUUUCAUGUCAAAACGAUUAAAACUCGAUAGAGACAUGUGUCAUUUUGUGUUUCAACUUGUGGACAAUUAUAUGAAGAGUAAUGACCCGAAACAAGUGCAAUUCAUUCAACAGGAUUUCCUUCCCAAGAUGAAUAUCACUUCGAAACAUUUUCUUCAAGUUUUGCUGAAGGAAUAUCCUGAACUUUUCGAGUUUUUACCUGAAAAAUUCUAUUCCAGUUUCUCCUUGUCAUUACUUGUCGUGAAGCGAAAAGCAAGCAUGAUUCAACGGGUCAAAACAAACACUUGGUAUUUUCACAAAAUCUUGACACAUGCAUAUUCAACUGAUUAUUAUGAGACGAAUCGUUUCGAAUGGAUCAAUCAAGAAAUAAUUGAAAAGUCAAUGAAACCAUAUGCUUUAAAACAAGCGUUUGUCAUGAAAAACAAAUUAUUGAGCUAUUGUUCGGAAUUGAGAAAUGAUCACAUGGCAUCGUUUUCAGACAUUUCCAUUGUCUCUAUGUGUGAGAAACAAGUCUAUGAUUUUCAUUUUUAUUACAAAAAUCAAUAA
Molecule: messenger RNA, 699 nt
Organism: Naegleria lovaniensis
Lineage: Eukaryota; Heterolobosea; Eutetramitea; Acrasida; Naegleriidae
Exons: 1
Coding region: 1-699 (232 amino acids)
Source: RefSeq, a predicted model, not a curated record